Molecule: messenger RNA, 1539 nt
Organism: Telopea speciosissima
Lineage: Eukaryota; Viridiplantae; Streptophyta; Magnoliopsida; Proteales; Proteaceae
Product: RING-H2 finger protein ATL43
Exons: 5
Coding region: 79-1515 (478 amino acids)
Source: RefSeq, a predicted model, not a curated record
GUAUUUUCUCUUACAGUAUACAUUUAACUCUCUGCUUCUCUCUCAUUAUAUCGACAAAAAUAAAUACUAAUCAGUUAGAUGCCUUUGUCUUCUCUCUUUUGUAUUUUUCCUGAAAAUCCAACUCCAACCCAUCGAUUCCCCCUCUGUAUUAGGCCUCCCGAAACUCUUAUUCUGUUUCAGAAACCCGUGUUUCCAGAACCAGAGAUGGGAGUUUCUUCAGGGCUUUUCAGGUUUCUGAGCUUCUGGGACUCUUUCCUUCUCUUCUUCUUCUUCACCUUCUGUUUCAGAACUCUAAUGGCUAAUGAUGGAACAAAACCCAAUUCCCCUUCCCCAAACAAUGCUGAUCCAUCUCCACCACGUCCUGACGAAAAAUCCAAUUACGCUUCUUUCAGGCCAAGCAUCGCUGUGAUUGUUGGAGUCUUAACGACCAUUUUCUCUAUUACGUUUCUUCUUCUUCUGUACGCGAAACACUGCAAGAGAAACAAUGGAGCUAGAGGGUAUGCAGGUAAUCACGACCCAAGAGUGAUGGCUUCGACGAGAAAGAACUCAGGGAUCGAUCGGUCGGUCAUUGAUUCGCUACCGAUUUUCCGAUUCAGCUCACUUAGAGGGCAAAAAGAAGGGCUUGAAUGCGCUGUUUGCUUGACCAAAUUCGAAUCCAUGGAUGUGCUGAGAUUGUUGCCUAAAUGUAAGCACGCGUUUCACUUCGAAUGUGUUGAUACCUGGUUAGAUGCUCACUCGACUUGCCCUCUCUGUCGCUAUCGAGUCGAUCCAGAAGAUGUUCUGCUGGUGGACGAAUCGAGACUCGGAGACGAAAACGAUGAGCAGAGACGACAGCAGGAAGCAAUAGAGGAGAGAGAAGCAAGUGAGGUCCGACCAAGCACGGUCGGGUUCGAACCUCGAAGGGUUUCCGGUCGACACUCUUCAGCCGGAGAGAAAACAAGUGGGUUCUUGCAAAUCGUCGUGCACCGAUCCGAUGGCGGCAACUCGGUGGUGGCACCACCGCCUGCGGCGGCCGUAUCGAGAAGGUCUCUUGAUAUCGCAAGCUUGAGGAAGAAAAAAGAAUCUGUGACCGUUGGAUGCUUUGACCGUGGAUGCCGCAAAGACGGUCUCUUGUUAUCGGAAAGCGAGUUGGAACGUCGGUUGGAACACCGGAUCAUAGUCUCCGACAGUGGGCUCCAGCAGCGGUGGAGUGAUCUGCAGCCGUCGGAUCUUCUGUUUCUACGGUCGGAAAUGAUUAUCACUGAGAGUGGACGAUACUCGUCGUUGAUGAGCGCUCGACCGUCCAUUUCCACGAAGCAUCAGCAGCAACAGAGGAGAGAUGACAAGGACAUUGAUGGUACUUAUGGUAGUGGCAGAAACGUAAUAAAUGUGAGAAGCGUGUCUGAAAUCACAGGCUUGAGUAGGUUUCCGAACAGAACAAGUGGUGGACAUGAAAGGGAGCGAGAAGAAAGAGUUAUAAAGAGAUGGUGGGCUUGGGCUUCUCAACAGAGACGUACGGGGCAACCCAACAGCUAGCAACGCUUAGGUCUAGGUGCUAGG